This is a messenger RNA of Anopheles coustani, 2985 nucleotides long. Its product is annotated as ankyrin repeat and LEM domain-containing protein 2 homolog. NCBI's taxonomy places the organism in Eukaryota, Metazoa, Arthropoda, Insecta, Diptera, Culicidae. The record is from RefSeq and is a predicted model, not a curated record. Gene Ontology annotation, biological process: negative regulation of phosphorylation. Gene Ontology annotation, molecular function: protein phosphatase 2A binding. The transcript has a single exon. Bases 1 to 2985 code for a protein of 994 amino acids. Gene Ontology annotation, cellular component: endoplasmic reticulum.
AUGGAGUACUACGCGAUUUUUAUCCCGGACAAAGAGCCCGUCUUCUCCAUCAAGGGUUUUUACGUCGAUAAGGCAGAAGCGCUGUCCGUGCUGAAGCAAAACAAGGAGGCUCGCAUGAAAGCGUUCGCGUCGUCCGAGGAGGCAGUGUAUUUUUACCUCAAUGGACCGUCGGACACGUUCAACAAAACUGUUACUGUGACAACUCCUUCGUCGAUCAAGUCGCUGUUUGUAGCGCCGACCAGCCAGAAGUUGGUGGCCUUCCGCAAGAUGAUCGAAGCGAACAAUAUUGCCGAGGUGACGGCGACGAUUCGCAACCCGCGCUACCUGGUCAGCUCGGGCGAUACGCCGACGAUCCUCAAGGAGGGUCCGCGCUACAACGCGCUGCACAUCACGGCCAUCGAGGGGCGCGCUGAAAUCUGCCGGCUGAUACUGCAAACGAUCGAGAAUAGUUCCUACAUCGAGAGGCUGCACGGUCAGCGGACGAAUUCGACCGACGAAGUGAGCACCAUCCUGCUGGAUCUGUACCUCAACACGCCGGACAAGUGCCGCAGCGAGACGCCGCUGCACUUCGCUGCCAAGCAUGGUUCGGUUGACGUGGUGAGGGAGCUGAUCGCGUACCCACAGUGCCAGGUGACGCCCAACUCGGACGGGCUGUACCCGCGGGAGAUCAUCUGCAGCCGGGCAAAGCCGCACUGCGCCACGCCGGAGGUGCGCGAAGCGAUUCGCUGUCUGCUGGAGGAGCGGUUCUUCGUGCCGCUGGUGCGCUACGAGGACAAUCUGAUACCGCCGGUCGUCGGCAAGCCGUUCACGCCGACGCGCACCGCCACCGUGCCAAUCGUGGAGGAAUCGCGCUCGUCCACGCUCAGCCCGAAGGGCGAGGUGAAGGCGUACGCCGGACCGAUGGAUCGCAGCAAGGCGGACUCGUUCUACCGGCGCUGGAAAACACCACCCCGGUUGGUCGUGCUCGGGGCGGAACGGAUGGAUAGGGUGCACAGCAGCGAGCAGCUGGGCCUUCGUGCGUGUUCCACGCCGAUCAAACUGCGCACCCAACCCCGCCAGCUGUUUGCCAAUCGCUCGCUAGACAACGAUGAAAACAACACCGCUGACGAUGACUCGCUGCUCGAGAGGUCCCUUUCGAACAGCUCGCUGUUGUCGAACGGCAACGAGGAGGAAGCGCCAGUGGAAGAGGACACUAAUGGAAACCAUGUGCGUUUAAUGGCGCCGGCGGUGGCGAGCACACCGUUCCGUCUGUUCCACCAGUAUCGCCAGCUGGCGAGGGACGACAUGGACAACAGUACCGACUCGGACGCAGGGUCGAUCGGCGAGGUCAGCUUUAGCUACCUGUGCGACAAAACGCGCACCCUCUACGACCGGUCGCGGCUGUGCGAGACGCCCACGCACCGGGAACGGUCGCUGCGGCUGUCCAAUAUCGACAAGGGCCUGGAAACGUUGGGCCGCACGCUGGCGAGCAACGAAAGCGUCGGCUGGAAGGAGUACUGGAACUUUCUCGGCAAGUUUUGCGAUCUGACCAGCGGGGAGGGCUUGCAGCUGUUCGAGGAGUACCUGGCAAAUGCCAGCGAACCCCAAAGCACACCCGACAAGGAGGGGAAACCCGGCAGUCCAGCCGGGUCGGCAUUGGAGCAGCAGCAGCAACCGGAAGUCGGCGAUCCGGUCAACGCCAACACCAGCAUCAGCGUGCUGUGCGAUGGCAUGCAAAAGUUCACCAUCCGAGAGGCCUCCUCGCAAGGGAUCGGUGACUGCCAGCCGCUCGAGGUGAUCCCGCAUCAGCAGCAGCAGCAGCAAGUCUCCAACCCCUAUCUGUGUGUCACCUCGUCGCUGAAAGUGUUCGCCACGCGCUUCGUGAUGAACAUGGAAAACAAGGCGCCGCAACCGAAUGGAGCCAACACUGGCGUCUCCUCCCUGUCGCACAUCGUGAAGAAGCUGGACGCGAUGGUGGACAACUUUCGCAGUGACAGCGUGUUUCGUGAUAUCGACUUCCACAAGGCGCACAAGCUGUUCGUGUGGCUGGUGCUGAGCCUCGCGUCGGAUCACAGCAGCACGCGGAAUGUGCCCUGGCUGGGGCUGCUCAGUUCGUCGAACGUCAACAACAACAGCUUCGAGUGCAUCCGGACGCUGCUCCUCUCGACGCUGCGCGAUCGAGGGCGCGUGCCGACGAAGCUGGCCGUCGACUCAGAGGCUGACUGCCGGCGGCUAUGGCUGGAGGAGAGUCUUAUCACGCCGUGCGACUGCAACUACGUGCCAACAUUGAACGGGAGCAGCCGGCGCACGAAUGUCCGAUUGAAGCGGCAUGAGGAACGGGUGAAGCGCUUGAUGAUGGACAUCGGGCCGGCGAACGCGUCCCCCGCCCCCGGCAACAACCUAGUCGUCGACUUUAGCACCUAUCGCUCCAUCCAAGCCAUACCGUCCCCGACCAGCACGCCACCGGCGCUCACUGCAAUAAAUCGAAGCGAUUCGAGUGAGGACGAAGAUAUCUAUUUGCGCUGCAGCAACACGGAUCAGGAGGAGGAGGAGGAUGAGCAUGCGCAGAAUGUUGGACUGCAGAACGGAACGAUCCACAGCAACGACGACGAGGACGUGUUCUUUACGUCCCCGUCGAGCCCGACACGCCGAUCGAAAGCCUUCACCUGGGACACGAAUAACAACACCGCUGCCGCCCAACCCAUGGCGACGGAUUCUCCCACACUCGUCGACGAUGACGGCGGUGAUGCCACGGCGCAAACGUUCAUCUCCGGCACGGCUGCCCCGACCAAGCAGGACUUCGAUGUGUGGACGGCGCUGGUCGGCGUCGAGAUCGAUCGGGGCCAGUAUCCGCACGUGCACGCGUGGAUGGAGGCAAUGCGUGACCACAUCGCGACCACUAGCAGCAGCAACCAUGAUGCGGAGCAGCAGCGCCGCCCGCAUUUACUGAACUUCAGCACCGAAGCCAUCGAUUGUUUGGAAAACAGGCUUCGCCCUUUCCUCUGA